CAUAAUUCUCUCCUUGCUCCUCUCUGUGUCACUAUCUGGCGGAUCACAGGCUCUCUAUCACGGAUAUAAUGUAUUGCUUACAUUGCCAAUUACUAUAUGCCUUUGGCAUGGGUGCUGUUUGUUAAGGCCUAAAAUUUGGCCAUGGCCAAGGCUAUUUCAUUCUUUUAAGAACUGGAAGACAUUCAGCCGAUAGAACUGAAGCUAUGUUUCCCAUCACAAAGCCGCAGCGACGACAAAAGAGGCAACUGCCCAACAACUCAAAUGGUUAGUAAAAACUGAGAUCUAUCCAGAAGCAAGGGUCAACAUGGUUUUCAAACUGUGUUCCACUUCCAAGAACCCUGGAGUUCCCAGAAAACUAAACAAGGACUUCUCAAGAUAAAGUUGGUCAUGACAGGGAAGUGAAAAGGCAGCUUACCAUCCUCAGCUUACAAUUUCCCUGUGAUGCACACUGUUGGGUAUGUCCCAGGGUACAAACAGGUGGAACAAUAAUGAGGCCCAAGAGGUCAGGUCAAUGCCCCAUGUGAAGGCAGUGUGCACACCUUAGAAGAGGGAUGGGGAACCUGUUUCGGUUUGAGGGCUACAUUUCCUGCAGUGCAGCCUUCUGGAUGGGGGGCACAUACCAGUGGCAUGUGUGGCCAGAGGCAAAAGUAGCCAAAGCAAUGUAUGGACAUGUUACAGUAAGCCAGUUUCUACACUCCCCUUUCUCCUUCCAUCUAGGCAAGUAAGAGGCAUUAGCUGAGUUCAAGGACAUAGUCCAGCCAGCAGAAAAAACACCUGAGGAGCAUACAAAGCAGGACCGGUGAAAGGUGUGGCUAGGGAGAGGGCCAGAUAUUCAAGCCCCGAGGGCCGCAUUUGGCCCUGGGCCUGAAGUUGCCCACUCUUGCCUUAGAACAAGCCCCCCAAAAAUUUGCAGUGCAAAGAGCUUGCAGUAUUUGUUUAGGAGUUUCUUCAGUGGAAAAUGGAAUAGUCUGUGUAUUCUCUCAAGCUUCAAAGCCAGGGACCUCUCAGAAGAUAUGUAAGUAUGUAUUUUUUCAUCCUGAGGGAGAAAAUCAGUUUUUGUACUGUUCCCACAGGGACGACGUCUGGACAUCAGAAAUUAUUUCUGACAUGCAUGCUGAAGCUUUUCCGGGGAAACAAGUUGUAACAGUGCCUGGAGGCUCCCACCGGUUUAGUAGUAGUCCCACUGUGCAUCUGGGGUGUCCCAGUGCCUUUUUUGGGGUGCAGUAGAGUCAUUGUUGCCCUCAUGACCUGUUUGUGGAGAUGUGUGUGCUUUGUGGUUGGUUGUGGGGAGAGACGUUGCCAUGGUACCUAAGGUUGCCAUGGCACCCUACUAGGCUGUGGCAAGGCACCCAACUGGUGAGAGCAGUUGGCAUGGCAACCUCGGGGGGGGGGGGACUGGCAUCAGGCUUCCUCCUCCCCAUGCUGCACCGGGAGGUGGGGCAGAAAUGGCCCACCAAAGGCUCCUUUAUGGGGCGGGUACCGUACGCAGCCCCAGCUCUGAUGGUGGCCACGUCAGUGGAGAACAUGGUGGUGCUCAUGCCCCCUGCCAGGGUAUGGCGGAGCAGGCGUUACUAAGUCGCCAUGGGGAGGAGAGAGGGAUGCUCCACGUUUGCCGCGAGGAGCCCUCCCUCCUAGGAAGCUGGUUGCCAUGGCGCCGCCUUAGGCGAGGAUGCGGUUGCCAUGGCAGCCAAGCGGGAGGAGGCGGAGGCAGCGGGGUACCGAGGCGCCACCCUCGCGACCUCCGUCCGCCAGGGGCCGCUGCGGAAACACAGAGAACAGCAGCCGCCGAAAACCAAACCAGAGCGGUCGACACUCUGUCCUCUGACGCUUGUCGCUCGGUGGUUCCUGGGUAAGUCUCCGCUUUACUGCGGCUACGCUCCUUCCGCUCGCGGUGCGGUAGGCUAUGGGGACUCGUUGGUAGUGCCUGACGUCACUCACCCUCUCCUCCUCCUCCUCCUCUUUCUUCGGCGGAAACAUGGCGGCGGCCUCCGCGGAGUGAGUUGUGGAGGCGGGCUGCUGUUCUUCCCCCGUCAGGGGAGGCCUGGGUGGGAAGCGGCGAGGCGGGACCUCUCCCUGCUCGACCCUUCCGUCGCACCCGCGGAAGCCCGAGUGUGGGGGCGGGAAGGGUUGGCUGGGAGGGGAGACUUCGCGCUGCUCCCCUCGCCCCUCGCCGUGGCUUCGGGUCCGCACCUGCCCAAAAUAGCAAGGAAGUUGAAACGUUCAGUGACUACCCGGGGAAGCAGCACCUAGAAAUCCCUUUGAAAGACCAUCUUUGAGCAAUUUAGCCAGUAUCGUGUCGAGGGUGCCCCCUUUUAAAACAAUUCAUAAAUAAAUCUGAUGGUUGAAAGCUCCCAGAAGUCACACAGCUACCCGUGGAGAGGAGGAGGAUGCCCACUGUCUCUGUUCAGGCUUGGCUGUCCUCAGCCCGUGUUUCCUUCGAACCAGCAUCUGCUGCUUGCCCAUGUCUGCUUCACAAUAUAGAGAUGCACAGAACUGCCCAUCCUUAGAGGAGACUGCCUGUUGCAUCUCUGCAGGAGUUGCUUUGCUAGGUUUUGCCUUCCUUUCCUCCUUCCAAGCUUUUGGCGGGCCCGGAACAGUGACUUUUUGUAGGAACCAAGGUGGGUUGAGUGUCAUUGCAGGUGGCUGAUUACCUAGGAAGGUGCCUUAUACUGAAUCAAACCAUUGGUUCGCCAAGGUUGCAGACAGAUCUUGCCAAACCUAUUUUCAGAUGUGAGUGUUUGAGUCUGGGACUCUGAAUUCAAAGUAUGUGCACUGCCACGGUGCUAUGGCUAUUUUCAUAAAUGCUACACACACACACAUUUAGUUCUACCAAGGCACACUUUUCUGUCAGAUCUUUGGGGAACACUAGAUAAGAGUAUUUGGACUUGGACCCAGGUGACCAGGAUUUAAAUCCCCACUGAACUCUGAAUCUGGCUGGGUGACCUUGGGCCACUCACUGGACUCAGCCUAAUCCUUUCCCUAGUGGUCAAUGCAAAGAUAAAGUUGUAAAAGAGGGAGCCCUGAACUCUGAAAAGCAUUGGAAACCCAUGCUUCUGCAGUUUUGCUGUCAUCUCUAACCUCAGCAUCUCUUGUAUGGCACCAUGAAGAUAUUUUUUGAUAAAGCUUGCUUCUAGUAUAAUAUGUUAGAAUGAUUGUAAUUUGGUUCUGUGCUGUUGUUGUUUCUAGAGUACUUUUUGUUGUAUAAUAGGCAUUCAUUUUCAUGAUACAUUCAUGUCACUCCAGAGAAUCUUCAUGUUUCAUUUCAGCUCAUAUUUCCUGAGACACUGUUUUAACAGAUAUAGCUGCCUAGCUGUUCUGUUGGGCCAGAUCAUCUGUUACUUUACUGCAAGAGUGCAUAGAAAUAUUGAAGUGGGAAGAAGUUUUCUUAGUCACCAAUUCCUUCUUGCAAAAUUUUAAAUGUAACAAAUGUAUUAUUACAAUUCUGGCUUUCCCACAAAGAAUAAGGCAAUGCUCAGUUCUCAAACGUGUUUUGUUAAAGCCCAGGUAUCCUCUUCAGGCCUUGUAUAUUGCAUACAUGUAAACAGCUGUUGGCCAGUGGGUAGGCAGACAUUCCUUUGGUACUCAAUACAAAGAACUGGGCAGAACAUUGAUGGGGAACUUUGAGAUGUAGCUACAAAUCCCAUUAUCCCAGACCAUUUGCUGUGCUUGCUGGGACUGAUGGGAGUUGGAGUCCAGCAACAUCUCAAGAGCCAUAGGUUUUCCAUCCAUGGGACAGAGUGUUGUGCCACCUUUAAGCUAACAGGUGUGUUGUUGCAUAAGCUUUCAUGGGCCUGAGUCCUACCUCACCCCAUUUGACAUACUAGAUGUAGCAAAAGUAUUUGUUAUUGUUAUAUGAGCCGUGAUACAUUUAUUCUUAAAGAGAUGCUGUGUGUGAAUCUAACACUGACUUCUGUUUCCUUUGAUCUCUCUACAAUUUUAUUCUCACAGCAACCACACCCUUCUUUUCUUGGGCAGCAUGAUAUGCCUUUUGACUCUGCCAGAUUCUAGCCACCCUGGGACUUUUUCCACUUGAAGAUAUUAUGGAUCAUGAGGCCCCAACUAUCAGGCCUCGUCGGAUCCAGAACCAGAACGUCAUCUACCGUCUAGAACGUCGAAGGAUCACCUCUGGCAAGACUGGCACCCACUGGCACCAGGUGCGCAUCUUCCACCAAAAUGUCUUCCCCAAUUUUACCGUGGUCAAUGUUGAAAAACCACCCUGCUUCUUACGGAAGUUCUCCCCUGAUGGAAGGUACUUCAUUGCCUUCUCCUCAGAUCAGACUUCACUGGAGAUCUAUGAGUAUCAAGGGUGCCAGGCAGCAGAGGACCUCCUCCAGGGCUACGAUGGGGAGAUCUUGGCUAACGGCAAUGACCAGCGGUCCAUCAACAUCCGUGGGCGACUCUUUGAACGUUUCUUUGUCCUCCUUCACAUUACCAACGUGGCCUCUAAUGGCGAGCACUUGAACCGUGAAUGUAGCUUGUUCACAGAUGAUUGUCGCUAUGUCAUUGUUGGCUCUGCUGCCUAUUUGCCUGAGGAGCCCCACCCUCCCUUUUUUGAGGUUUACCGCAACAGUGAAUCAGUGACACCUAACCCCCGGUCACCUUUGGAAGAUUACUCUUUGCACAUCAUAGACCUUCACACAGGCAGGCUUUGUGAUACCAGGACGUUCAAAUGUGAUAAAGUCAUAUUGUCCCACAACCAAGGGCUCUACCUAUAUAAAAAUAUCCUGGCCAUUCUGUCUGUACAGCAGCAAACCAUCCAUGUAUUUCAGGUAACACCUGAGGGCACCUUUAUUGAUGUACGAACCAUAGGCCGCUUUUGCUAUGAAGAUGACCUCCUCACACUCUCUGCUGUCUAUCCAGAGGUUCAGCGGGAUUCUCAGACAGGCAUGGCGAACCCAUACAAAGAACCGUUCAUAAAUUCUCUGAAGCACAGGCUGCUGGUCUACUUGUGGCGAAGGGCAGAACAGGAUGGGAGUGCUAUAGCUAAAAGGAGGUUCUUCCAGUAUUUUGACCAGCUGAGGCAGCUGCGCAUGUGGAAGAUGCAGCUCUUGGAUGAGAACCAUCUCUUCAUCAAAUACACAAGUGAAGACGUGGUCACGUUACGGGUGACAGACCCUUCACAGGUAUGGAGCUCGCCUUUGUGGGAGCUAUUCUGGCAGGAUAUUGAAACUCUGAUAUUGUUCUUAGAAAUCCUGUCGACCAGGCUGUCCGUCAGCAUGCUGUUUCGAGUUUUUGUGUGUGAGUAACAAGGAGAGAGACGCGGGUGGCGCUGUGGGUUAAACCACAGAGCCUAGGACUUGCCGAUCAGAAGGUUGGCGGUUCGAAUCCCCAUGACGGGGUGAGCUCCCGUUGCUCGGUCCCUGCUCCUGCCAACCUAGCAGUUUGAAAACAUGUCAAAGUGCAAGUAGAUAAAUGGGUACCGCUCCGGCAGGAAGGUAAACGGCGUUUCCGUGCACUGCUCUGGUUCUCCAGAAGAGGCUUAGUCAUGCUGGCCACAUGACCCGGAAGCUGUUCACCGGCUCCCUCAGCCAAUAAAGCGAGAUGAGCCCCGCAACUCCAGAGUCGGCCAUGACUGGACCUAAUGGACCCCUUUACCUUUACCUAACAAGGAGAGAGCUCCUGGAUCAGGUUGAGGGUCAUUCUAUUCCACCACCCUCUUUCCAAUAGUAGCUGGCAAGAUGCUUCUGGAAAGCAUCCAGGGACAAAGGCAAUAGCCCUCCCAUGUUGCUUAUCCCUCCAGCCGCUGUAUUUUAUAUAGUCAAGUUCCUAGUCAGGUUCCUAACCCUUAGAACCAGUCCAGGAUAUUUGAAAUAAAAAUGACAUUUCUCCUUCCUUCAGUUACAAGAAUUUAAAUUAAAGUUGUCAUUUAACCUGCACUCAAUAUAAUUCAUAUUCCUGGAGCCCUGUUCCUAUUGCACCUCUUCACUUUGCUUCAGUGGCAGUGUUGUGUGUUUGUGUAUUUAUAUUUACCAUUGUGUCCCUGAACGCUCAUUGAACAAAGGUUUUAGAAACAUAUAAACUUGAAUCCUAUAUGGACCAAGUGCUACUGUUUGGCUGCUGGAACAAAAGGAAAUAGUGUCCUCAAAUGUAAAUUUCACUAGUCUCUGAAAAGGGGAAAAACCUGCAAUCGUAUAUAUUAUUUAAUGAAAACAUUUGUAGCUGCUUUUCAGCCAAAAAGGCUACCUAUAAAAAUGUGGCUUCUCAUUGCAACCACUCAGCUGGGGAGCCUAUGUUGUAGCAUUCUGAUGGUGACUCUUUCACAACUGUCUCUUAUGAAAUCUGCAGCAGCUUCCUUUCCAAAAUGGAGCAAGAGCCCUGUACUAUUAAACAGAGUGGGAAACAGCUGAAGAAAGGAGGCAUGCAUGUUCAUCCUGCUGGGUUGGGCUGUUUUUAGUUUCUUUCUUUUCUUUCCUGUUUGUGAUGUUGAUUGGUGUAGAAAGGUUAAAAUUUUGAUUCCCCCCCCUUGCUCCUUUAUUAUUAUUACUUUAAAUCACCCCAGCCAAUUGUGAGUCAUGCCUCUCCUUCCAUUAGGCAAGAUUGAUGGCCUGUUACUUUGAUUCAUCUGGAGCUCUCUUUUCCCUUCCCAGCCAAGCCAAGAAUGGGUUGAAACAGUGCUUCACAGAAACAUACAAAGCUACUUAUGCCAAGUCUGACGAUUGGCCCAUCUAACUCAGUAUUAUCUACACUGACUGGCAGAGGCUGGUUUCUAGCAGGAGUCUCUACCAGUUCUACCUGGUGAGGCUGGGGAAUGAACCUUGGACCUUCUGUAUGCAAAGCCACUGAAUUACAGUCCUUCCUGGCUACUCCAGUCUUUGCUGCCUGUUGGAAUAGUUGCACGAGGGUCCUUUUUCCAUUUCCAAGCACAAAUCAAAGUGCUGGAGCUUGUGUUUCAAGCCCGACACGACCUGGGACCCAGGUGUCCGGGAAUGGGGUCUGUUCCCCCACAUCAACCUGCUCAGCACUGAUACUUUCUUCAUACCCUCACCCAUGCACAAUGAGCGAUGAGGGAUACAACAUGAAACAGAACUGCAGUAGGUUGCAAAGUGGAAAGAUGUCAGUGGAGCUAAGAAACUCUUAUUAGCUGCAAGUCAAAUGGCAGCAUUAAUGUUCUAAUAUAGGGCAUGAUCUGAGGGCACAUGGGGCCGCCACCUUGCAGAAGCUAUUCAGGUCUGGGUUUGUUCAGUGGUGGGUGCAUGAGCACCUGGGAGCCACAUGUAUGCUGCCUUGGGUCCCACGAUGGAUGGAAGGUGGGGUAUAAAUGUAAGAAAAAAAACACAGAACAGAAUUGCACUAUGUGGUUGUUUGCCACUGAGACUUAAUACUUUUUAAAAAAAAUAAUAUCUUGGGGUCCCCACCAUCCCUGACCAUUGGUUAAGCUGGCUGGGCAUGAUUUGAUUUGGAAGAUAGCAGCAUCUGGGGACCUAAGGUUGAGGAACACUGUCUUCUUGUCAACCUAACAUCUGGUAGGCUGGGCCAUGGCUGGGGUUUCUCAGGGCCUUGUGGCACCCCACUUGUGCAAUUCAUUUUCCAGGGAGGCUGGCUUAGCACCAGCACUGUUCUCUCUUUAAUCUCUGGUGGGUUUAAACUCCUGCAUAAAUUGUUUUAAAGUGCUGCCUUUAACAGUUGCUUCAUUGAUUACCAUGAUUCUAUCAUUUUACGAUCUGUUAUAGGGGCUUAGGAGUUUAGGUUCAUUAGUCAUUAGUUUGGUUGUGACUCACUCAGUUGUGCAAUGGGUCCCAGCAGAUAGACCACAAUUUUAUUUUAUUUUCUACUGAAGUGUUUUUAAGAGACAGGGAGAGGAGAAGGGCAGCGAGUGAGAGAGGAAGAAGAAAAGUGGACACAGGGAACCAUGGACAUUGAAAGUAGGCCUGUGUUGCAGGUUAGACUUAAAAAUGGGUCAGGGGAUUGAAAAGGUUGAUCUUUGUGCUGGUUGAUCAAUUUGGGUUGUUAUCUUGCAGUCAGUCACCUUGCUCUUCAGUCGCUAAAUUUGACCGUUGAGUCCAUUGAUUGACCUUUUCAGAUAAAUGACUGGUGUAAGAGUUUCCAUGAAUGACAACCAUACAGUCUGAUUUUGUCCACCUUUACCUGGAAGUAAGUGCUAUGCAGCUUGCUCCCUGGUAAAGUGUGCGUAGGCCUGCAAGAUGAAUGCAAGUUAGUAGUGUGGCAAUGGGUCACAAAAGGCCCACAGUUCUUUGUAUACAAAUGUUUCUCUUAGGAAGAGGGCUGGUACGGUGCAGUGGUCAGGGUUAGGCUGAGCCAUGGGUUCAAAUGCGUCUUUAGCCACAACGCUUCGUGUGGACUUGUCACUUUCUUUUUUCAACCUACAACUCUACUGAGAUCAAUUAAUAUCUCUGCUGCUGUGUACAGUACUGGUUGACAGGACUGGCUUUGUGUAGGAAUUCAUAGGAAUAUUGCAAGAAUGAGACAAAGUCUAGUAUGCAAGCUGUGGGGGAUGGGUGGGUGGAAAGGACAUAAAAGGGUCUGGAUAUAUGUAACCUGGAUACCAGAUUAGAAUUGCUAAUGGAAGCGCAUGCUGAUUAAAGUUAACAUAUAUGUUGGAAAGGCUAUUGGAGAAUGUGAGCUCUGUUAUACACAGGACAAGAAGCAACUUAUGGGUAGGCUCAAUGUUGGGAUGUAAGGGCCUUUAGAAUCAAUGGAAUAAGCUGUCUGAAAAGGUUGUGUUUUUCCAGGAAAGAAGGGAGAGGUAUUUAUUGGGGCUUCUUCUGCACUCCCCAGAAUCCUGCCUUUUUGAGGUCAAUAAGCUGCAUCUGUAAGACACUGGGUUGGACCUAGCACUUCCCUGCAAGAUUAGAGUUUUCCCAAGGGGAAAUCAAUAGGGUCCUUGGGCACUUCCAGAUACAUUUUGUUGAGUAAUCAAUGUGAAGUGUUGGUCUUAGUUGUUGUGUGGGAUCCAUUAGUGGUCUUUCACAUUUAUUAUGAUAAAGAGUGUUAAGUGAAAUUUGGUCGUCCAAAAGUUGCAAGCACCUAUUGUAAAGGUGGGGAACCUUUGAGCCUUCAGGUGUUGAUGAAGUACAACUCCCAUCCGCCAUAUCAGGCAUGGCCAGAGACUUAUCAGUGUUUCAGUUCAGCAGUAUCUAGAGGGUCAAAGGUUCCCCAUACCUGAUCUGUUGGAGACAGAUCUGUUGGAGACAGACAUCUGAGAUGUCACUGGUUCCACUAAAGGUUGAAUAUGCAGGUCCAGGAAAGCUAGAUGGUGCUUUCAGGAUUUCACUCUCCACCUCCCUGCAAAAAAAACUCCAUGUUUGACAGUGAUUGGAGUAGCAGAGAAACAGCAAGAGAGAAUGUGGAGGGUAGGGCUUAGAUUGCCAGUAGCAGGCAAUUGACCCUGGCAUGGUGGCUAUAACAACAAGCUGCAUUCCUUCCCCCCUCCAUGACUUUUCAUGGACUUGAAACUUUUCCUUUAUAAAAAGAAAAGGGGAUGCAAGGAUUCUGGAGAUGCCAAACUCAGUGCAGACUUGAGUAAUCGGUCUGUAGACAUGCAGAAAUAAACAUAGACCUGAUCUUUUGUCCAUAGCAUGUUACCUAGGGAAAGAUUUCUUCACAAGCACCUAGGUGACUGAUUGCAAAACCAAAAUGCAGCUUUUGGACAUUCUUGGAUAAGAACGCAAGUAAUUCAAAAGAAAUAGUUAAUGGCGCUCAGUCUUUCAUUUCCCCAGCAGCGGGGGACCCUGAAGGGUACACCAUUUACAGGCAACAGUGGAGCACAAUGCGCUUUAAAAGGUUCCUCUCGGCAUGUUGGAAAUAUUAAGACAGGAAAAGAAAAUAAGUGUCCCCCCCAGCCCCUCCCCAAAUAAAGCCUACCAACUCUCACCUUUCUGCAUAUACAGGGGAAAAUAAUUCAUUGCCAGCCACCACCUGGCUUAAAAAUCACUUCGCAGCAGGAGCUAAAAUUAAAUCUGCCACUCUGAAAAAACAUUUCAUGUUUGGCAGAGAAAGGAAACAGCAACAUUGAUGUGUCCAGUUUGAAAUAAACAAAACAAGAAUUGGAGGAAUUUCACAUUGCUUUGUUAAUAAUUUGACGGUAGUUAAUAGCAUAGUUAAUCUGUCGCCCAUUGCGAUGGCUGGAAGUUACAAUGAACUUGGCAGGUGAAAUGCAGAAUCCUCCCAUCCAGCCACAAAACAGCAUCGUAUCUUGGUUGGUUUAAUGGCUUGGUGGUGCAAGUUGCUCACUUAACAUGGCCUUUGUGUCUUCCACCUGGGCUCAGCUGGCUGACGUCAAUUCUGCUUCCUCCUGCUCAGCCUUCGUUUUUUGUUGUGUACAACAUGGUGACCACCGAGGUGAUUGCUGUAUUUGAGAACACGUCGGACGAGCUGCUGGAACUCUUCGAGAACUUCUGCGACCUUUUCCGGAAUGCCACACUGCACAGCGAGGCGGUCCAGUUCCCCUGCUCGGCCUCAAGCAACAAUUUCGCCAGGCAGAUCCAACGCCGGUGAGCCCUUUGGACCGUGCAUGGUUGCCCAGUCAGUUUGCAAAGCCAGUGAAGCUGGAGAGGCGAAAAACUGGCUUCAUAUCGAGCUCUCUGGUUAAACUAAAUUUAUUGCUAUAGUGCCAUUGGUGUACAUGGGUAUAAUAGGAAUGAUAAUGAUGACAGCAAGCAUUUAUGUAGUUCUGGGAUAACCAACAUAGUGCCCCCCAGAUGUUGCUGGACUUCAGCUCCCAUUACCCCAGCUAAUGUGGCCAGUGGUCAGGGAGAAUGGGAGUUGUAGUCUGUCAGCACUUUAGAUACCCUCAUUGUAGUGCUUUAACAUGUUCCAAGUGCUUUACAUACAUUAUCAGUCAUCCUUAAACAGCCUUAUAGGGUAAGCCAGUAGUUUUGUCCUCAUAUUGUGGAAAGUGAGGCUGGGGGUACUGGGUUACCUAAGGCCAGCUUGUAAGUUCAUAGCAGAGGCAAGGGUUUGUUCGUUGUUGUUUUUUACUAGACUGAGGUCCCUCAACCAGAACCAUAGUGUGUACAACGGGAGUGGAGCCAUGGGCAAAUGGUGGCCUAGGUUGGAGCGGAUUACCUCCUGUACCCCAAGAGGCAAAUAUUGGGAUAACAUGCAUAUGCAACUGAAAAUUACUUACUAAUUACUUAUUAAUUGUAGCACAAAAACACUGUUUCAUGCUGCAGUAGCCACCUGACUGGAUAACUGUAACACACACUACUUGGGGCUGUUCUUGAAGACUGUCUGGAAACUGCAGCUCAUCCAGAAUGUAGCUGGCUGAGUGGCACAACCCAUUGGGACCACAUAGCACUAGUUCCAAAGAACCUGAACAGGUUGCCUGUGUGUUUCUGAGCUCAGUUCACAGUGUUAACAUUGACACAGGACCCCCUGAAUGACUUGGGCCACAGUACCUUUAUCUGUACCAACCUGUCCAGGCUUAAAGGUCAGCAUGGCAGGCCCUCUUGUGGUUGCACUGCCAGGUGAAGUGGAAGGUGUGGUGAUGUGGGAAAUGGUCUUCUCUGUGGUGCAUCCCUGCCUCUGGAAUGCCCUCCCCACGAAGAUGCAUCUGGUGCCAACUCUACCUGGCUUUAGUGCCAGUUUAAGAUUAAUCUUUUUAUUCACGCUUUUGGAUGAGUUGUGGCCUGUUGCUGAUUAUAUGUUUCACCUGCUGCCUUUUACAUUGUAUAUGAAUUACUUUUAAAAGGUUCGUUUUAUGCUUAGUGAACCUUCCUCAAGUAUCCAAACUUGACUCUGCCUUCAGCAAGACUGCAGAGUAAUCCUCUGACUCUUGUAUGUUACCAUCAUAGGUGCAGGGCCCCAUUUUUGCUAGCUCUUAGGAUUUCUUUAAAAACUGCCUUGGUUUGCAUGUGUUACUUUAAUGGAAUCUGCAAAAGAAUAUAUUAAAGGUUGCUUCUCCUUUCAACAAUGUGCAGUGGCUGUGCUGCUUUUUUUAAUGUACUUUUAUCUUGUUGUGAAGAAGCAAAAUAAAAAGGCACCUAAAUUGAAUGCAAGUGCCUUUAAUUGAUUGACUCAUGCGGUAGCAUCAGGACACCUCCUUCCACAUUGAUUUUAUCUGCUGGGGUCCCUCCCUGGAGACAUCUGCUUUGACAUGGAACCUCAGGUCUGUUGCAGAGGAUUUUGGACAGUGCUCUAGGACUCCCACUCAGUUUGUUUGGUGUCCUGCCUGAACAUGUUGAGUCUUACUGUUGCCCUGUGUAAAGUGAGUCUGCACCUUAGAACUUGGCCAGAGUAGUACACCAGUGGCUAGCUGUUGCUGGGGAACGAUCUGUAAGGAUAGGCUCACUGUCUUUCAGGGAAGCUUCUCCUCUAUCACUCAUCUUCUCACUGAGGACCCCAUAAUGUGCUUCCAGCGAACGAGCACACUUUGAACACAGUUUCACCAAACAAUUGCUGCUUAGAAUGCAGGUUGUUUGUCAGCAAAAAGAUACUGUGUAACUCUGGAGUGGGGAAUCCUUGGCUCACCAGAUGUUGUUGGAUUACAUCUUCCAUCAUCCCUGACCAUUGGCUUUGCUGACUGGGGCUGCUGGGACUUGGGAGUCUAACAGCAUCUAGAGGGUCAAAGGGUCCCCAACUCCAGCUAUACAGUCGUACCUUUGUUCUCGAACGGCUUAGUUGCCGAACAAAUUGGCUCCCGAACGCCGCAAACCUGGAAGUAAGUGUUCCGGUUUGGAAACAUUUUUUGGAAGCUGAACGUCUGGCGCAUCUUCCACUUGAGUGCAAGACGCUUCUGCAGCCAAUUGGAAGCUGCGCCUUGGUUUUUGAACCAUUUCGGGUGUCGAACGGACUCCCAGAAAGGAUUCAGUUCAACAACCAAGGUACCACUGUAACUGGCAUAUGAAACUGCUAGCUUUUCACACACACACACCCGCCAAAAAAGAAACCCUUGAAAUUGCAGUAGCCCUUGAAAUUGCAGUAGAAGUGCUGGGAAUUGUGGCUCAGCAAGGGGUCUUCUAUAAACUCUAAGCCAGUGGUCAGCAACCUAAGGGCCAUAGGCCAGAAGUGGCCCACGGAGGUCGUUUGACUGGCCCCGAGCCGCCUCUGAACCGAGCUGCCUGCUCAUGUGCUGCACUAAAGCAGCACGGCGCAGGAACUCACUUCUGCGGCACCCAAAAUUGCGUCUGCACAGACGCAGAUGCCAAAAAUUGCAUCUGUGCACAUGCAGACACUGAAAAUCGUGCGCGUGCGAUCUGGCCCACAGAGGGAUCUCCGCGGGACCGAUUCGGUCCAGGCAAGAUAAACCUUGCUGACCCCUGCUCUAAGCACUCUGAAGAAACUGCAGUCCCCAGGAUUCUUUGGGGGAAGCCAGGGCUGUCAAAGGGGCCUCAUAUUUCUUUAAAUGUAUGGUUUGGAUGCGACAGUGCUCUGUACAGCAACUUUCUAAUGCCUUGGUCAGAGUUUCUUCCCAUUGCUGCUUCCUCAGAUAUUUUUAGCUUGACGUGGCAGGGAUGUGCUCCAUUGAAACAUGGAUCCCUCCCUUCCUUUUGUAUCUUUCUAUCUCUGCUUCUUCCAAGGCUAAGACUUAGCGUUGUGGGUGGUGGUGAUUUUUGUUUCGUGCCUUUCAUCUCUAUACCGCCAACCUGCCUGUUGCCUUCAGAUUCAAGGACACCAUUGUGAAUGCAAAGUACGGUGGGCACACGGAAGCCGUGCGGCGGCUGCUGGGGCAGCUUCCCAUCAGCGCUCAGUCCUACAGUGGCAGCCCCUACCUCGACCUCUCCCUCUUCAGUUACGACGACAAGUGGGUGUCUGUCAUGGAGCGCCCCAAGACGUGUGGGGACCACCCUAUCAGGUAUGUGGCGUGCCCCCGUGAUGGUCCAUGUUUAGGUCUAGUACACAAGACCUUUGUAUAUCUAGCACAUUGUGAAGGGGAAGGCUGGCUGCUGGCUUACAUGAGCCUUAGUCUGAUCUAGCUUUCACUGUUCUUACAUUCGGAUGUUGCUUGUUGUGAUGCUGCUAGGUGUCUUCUAAGAACCAUUGUUACCCAUGCCAGCAUUGAUUCCCUCCUCUUACCCAGACUCUCUUGGGUGGGUAGGAUAAUGUUUUUUGGGGCUACAUUACCAUGGUGGAAAGUUGCCCGGGGCCACAUUCCCAAAGUGAGCAGGGUCAAACCCACACAUAAACACUCCCUUAACACACACAGAAUUAUGCGCCAACAUACCCGCAAAGCUAUUUCCCAUGGAAACAGAGGCAUCCUUAGAAAAGCCACUUGUUUCACCUUCCAUUUUUCUUCAUAGAUUUUAUUUUUUGUAAUGCUUGAAAAGAGAGUUUUCCAGCACCCUCUAUGCAAAAGGAAAAUCAGCAACCACCACUCAGUCAUCUCAGCAGAAGCAUGUAAAUAAAGUCAACGAGCAGCUGAACUGCAAGCUCUGCCUUGCAGCUCCUUAAAUUUUCAGAUUUAAAAAAUGCAAUUGCAUCCCCAAAACUUCAUGCAUGCAGUUGCAAAAUGCAUAGGCUACUUUUUGCAUAUUUGCCGGGAUCACAGGUCUACUGAGACAUUUCCCACUCAAAUGCCUUACAUAGGACAUCAAAGCCCUUUCUGCUCCCCUGGACAACUGGGCCCCCCAGAGGGCAAUAUGAAAUUUUGGCCAGAUGUGACCUGCAUACAGGAGUUCCCAUGUCCCCAACCACACUCUGUGAUCUGGAGAGGUGGAUAGUGGUUUGAAAGCCAUCCAAUGAAUUUUUGGGGAAUUUUUAUCAAAUUGAUUUCCUUCCUGCUCACGAUAUGGUAGUGCCUCCUUUGCUCUCUCUGCAGUUUUGGGGGAGUGUUUGAACCAUCUAACCCUGUUCAGUGUGCCUCCCAGUCAUAAGAGCACUUCAUGUAUAUGAGUCAUCCCAUCUUACUUUUCAGCUUGUUUUUCUGCUGCUGUCCUUGAUGCUAUAGGAAGGCUCCACUGGGCUGUAGGUGGCAACAGAUUUUUUCUCCCGACAAAAUGCAGAUAUUCUCACUAAUGAGCUUCUGUAAACAAAGCAGUUAGCCAUUUUCACGUAGUUUGUCAGCUGGUGUUGUUCAGGGCUAGAGGCAAUAUGUAGCAUUUUGGAGCUCUUGAGUGGUUCUUGUGUCUUCGGGAGUUGCUGACCACACAGAAGAACCUUCAGUUGGAGGGGCAGAGAGAGGACAGAAAAAUGCACCCUCAGUCUUUGAGAGACUUGCCUAACCAAGCUAGUUUGUUGCCUGAGACAGAAUUUACAAAUGGGGUGCUCUCAGUAGUAAUGAUCAAUUGCUACAUAAUUGGUAUUGCUGCCCUUUCACGGUACCCCAAAAUCAGCUGACUUGGCUGAUGCCUCUAAAUUAGGAGGAUUUGCUUGCGGAUUUCCCUUAAAUUAACACCUGUGAACACAUGACAGAUCCAGCUAGCCCAGAAUAGUCUACACAGACUGAGAAUGGCUCUCCAGACGUCUCUCGCAGAGGUCUUUCCUACCUUUGUAACCUGGAGGUGCUGGUGAUUGAACUUGAGAAGCCUGUCUGCUACUCCUGAGCUAUGGAGUUGCUUUAUUCUCACCUAGCCCAGUACUGCCUGUUCUUACUGGCUUCAGCUCUCCCUAGAUCCUGGAGGUCCUGCUAAAGAAACAUUUCGACGAUAGAGAUUCUAGAGAUUAAACCUGGGACCUUCUGGUCCUCAGGGAGUUAUACAGGCAGGAAGAGCGACUUGCCAAAACUGAAGGGGAUGUAUAAUACUUCUCAAGGCAUUCCUCUUUGGAGGGACGAUCCCAAAUGAAACAUGUUUGCAAAGAGGAUGAAUUCCACCCUUUGAGCUUUAACUUGAGAAUCAAAGAUGUGCAUUCUAACGGAGCUUCAAGCGGGCGACGAAAAUUCCAGACACAUGACAUAGGAAGAGCCCAGCUGCAUCACACCAAAGGUCAUCUCACCAGGCAUCCUGUUUCCCCCCGGAGGCCAACCAAAUGCGUCCUGGGAGCCAGAAAAGUAGGGCCCAAAGGCAACAGCAGUCUUCAGGGGAGCUACUGUUGUGCUCUUGAGUGGGUGAGAAACUGACAUAAAAAGAGCCCUGCUCAAUUGGGCCAAAGCCUAGUCCCGUUCAGCACCCAGUUCUCACAGUGGCCAACCAGAAGCCCAUGGGAAGCCCACAAGCAGGACCUGAGCAUCACAGCACUUUCCCCACUUAUGAUUCCCCGCAGCUCAGAGACAUUCUGCCUCCCACAGCAGAAGGAGAACAAAGCCAUCGUGGCUAGUGGACAUUGAUAGCCUUGUCCUCCAUGGAUUUGUCCAAUCUUCUUUUAAGGCCAUCCAAGUUGAUGGCCAUCAUAUGUUCUUGUGGGAACAAAUUCCUUAGUUUUAACUAUGCUGUAUGUGGGGAAACCCCCCCCCACACUUUCUUUCACCUGACCUGCAUAUGCCAGCAUUCACUUUUGUUGGAUAUCGCCGAGAUCUAGUUAUGAGAGAGAGAGAAACUUAUCCCUGGCCACUUUCAGCUUGCCUGAAUCUAUUCUUUUCUCUUUUGCACGCUCUUGAUGCUGGUGGGCUGUGAUGACAACAUCACCACUGUGCCAAAGUCAACCUUUUGCCUUCAGCUGUGCCAUCUCGGUCCCUUCACAGGGGCCAGUUAAUCAAAUUAACAGGCUGGCAGCUUUGUACCCUCUCCCAUCACACACUCUCCUCCUGCCUGCCCCCCCUCCACAAAGAGAAUUGCUGCUGUUCUUGCUCUUCUGCAUUGUGGGAUUGCUCCAUGCCACACGUCAACUGUGCCUUGGGUUUCUCCCCCUGCCCUCCCACGAGCACACAGUGUUUCUCCUCCUAUACCAGGCUGCAGCUGGCAGAACGACCACUUUUUGCUUCUUCUAACACCUGUGCCAGGUGGUGGGAUGACUGGAGAGAUUCUGGCCCCUCCCAGACUGCCCCGCUUGAAGUGUUGUUUUUCAGGAGUUCCCUAGCUCAAGGAUGAGGCUUUGAGUUGGGGGAGGCAUGGAGGGAAUAGGGGCACAAGCAAUGGUGUGACUUCCCCGUCUUCAGCCACUGUCGCCGUUAGAAAGCUUGGGAGACGUAAAGGAAAGUUUAAUAGGCAACCUACUUGGGAGAAUUUCUUUUAAGAAGCAAAACAACUUUCCAUUUUCAUAACAAUUGGCUUGGGGGUGGGGUGGGGGAGAUGCUCAUUAUUACUGUUCUUAUUGACACGCAUCUUGCAUUUCAGCUUCUAAUUUAACCACCGCAUGUGAGUCUGUGGAAAUGGCCUCUGAUUGCAGAGCACUCUUCAAAAAUAGAUUUAAAAAUACGGAGCCCAUCUUGGAGAUUACAGGGCGUUCUUCUUGAGUAUGGUAAAUUGCCCUGAAUUGGAAUGAGAGGAGCAGGCAGCAGACCCAUGCUUUACAUGGGAGGGGGGGUGGAAACAACACUAGCUCCACUUCCUUUUCUCUUCUCCCUCCCCCCCUCUCUCUCCCCACCACCCCCAGUUCAGAAGGCUGCUCCUGUGGAGGAGGAAACCCUUUAAAAAGCCAGCUAUCAAGAUUGUUGCUUUUCCACCCAGUCUGUUUCCUUUAAUUGUCAGGCUAGCUGGGGCUUUCAAGAGGAGACACAGAGAGAACGAACAAUGGCAAUGCAGAGAGAAUGUGAGGAAUUCAGCUGGCUGCCUUAUCCAAACCUGGAGGGGUGUCUACCUAUUGAAAGAGCAUCCUUGGUCCCAUUCAGUAGCUGAAGUGGUUGGCCCAGGAGCCAACAUCCUGCUGGGGGAAGCACUUGGCGUCCGCUUCUAUAGGAGGGAGACAUGUUGAGCUGAAAGCAGGGAGAGAAGCAACUCGUUGCAGUUGCAGCUGCAACUCCCCCAGGACACGGUUGGCCUGUGCCUUUUGCUUAUAUUGUGCAGCUGCAAUUUUCAAACUUUCUACCUUUGGGGAGCACUUUCUGCACUGAUUUCAUCUGCCAAGGAAUAAACCGCAGCGUCUGCCGCAGAAACCCAGCUCUUCCUUUCUUUGGUUUCUUUUAUGAAUUGCUUCCUGUAAUGUGCCUCGAAGCAGUUUCACAGUAAAAAACAGCAACAAUUAAAACAAUUCCAUACAUGGCCCGUGGGGCAGGGCGGGGUGGGACAAAUCCAAUGCAGAUACAGCCUGGGAUAAAGACAUCACUUCGAAGAUUUGUUGAGAAAGGAAGGUCUCCACUAGGGGCCAAAAAGGCAACUGAGAUGGGUGCCUGCCUGCUUUGUAGCAGGAGGCAGUUCCAGAGGUUAGGUGCCACCAUACUGAAGACCUAAUUCCUACAAGGUAUGGAAUGGACCGCCUUAUGAGACUCUAUCUGCAGGAGCCUCUCUUCUGCAUGUAACAGCAAUUGGUUGGUAAUAUAAGGGCAGAGAUGACCCUUUAAGAGCAUUAUUUUAUAGAGCAUUCUUGGGCAUGUUCUAGGGACAGGCUUCUCCUUCUCCAGGAAUCUUGUUUCAUCAAACCUGCUUCAAAAGCAUCUAAUCUCAUAGAAUUGGAGGAAGCUGCCUUAUCCAAGCAGACAAUUUAGCUCAGCAUUGCCUACGGCACUGACCAGCAGUGGUUCUCCAGGGUUUCAGGCUGGGAAUUGAACCUAGGACUCUCUCUGUGCUUUGUUACCCUUCCCAUUGUAGUUAUUGCCACAUCUUCUGGCAUAAUCAUAAGUGGGACCUUCUACAGCAUGUUUCAGUGUAGAGUGCCAUGCCUUUUUCUAGAUUCCUCCACCCACUCGCUCUGGUUUUCUGUCCCAUCCUGCCUCUCACCCACACAACCCCAAAUCAGACAGCAUUCUGUGUCUACUGAGUUUGCUCAGUUCUUAUUGAGUCGUUUCAAGGUUCUGCUUGUACGUUUCCCGUGGGCAUCAGGUUGGCAAGAUGGGCCUCUUAAUGCUGCUCUCAUUUCAAACAUGUUUGAAUGCCUGGCAACCAAGCAGCAAAGACUGUUACGCUCUGCAGACCAAGGAGCAAAAGGAUACAGAACUGCUAGCUGUCGGGAGGGGAGCAUCAAUCUGCGCUCGCCCUGCUGCAGCCCGUCUUUAUGGUCUCAUUCAUCAUAGGUUUCCACCAUUUCAUGGGCCGUUCACUAGCUAGCCCAUAAUGUGCUUUAGGCCCCUUACAGUUCAUUUUAUGAAAAGCUGGCCUUGACUUCUUCCAAACUGCAUUUAUGAGAACUUUCUCACAAUUCUGUCGUAAUGCCCGCUUUUUCUUUUUCUCACUAGUCAAAACAACAUGGCAUCUUUCUUUGCCUGCUCAGUCACAGUAUAUUUCCUCUUACUCAGUUAAGACUGGCCUACGAGCAUCAUUGUCUGUUUGUCUGUCUCCCUUGCAGGUUCUAUGCCCGAGAUUCUGGGCUUCUAAAGUUUGAAAUCCAAGCGGGACUCCUGGGCCGGCCCAUCAAUCACACCGUCCGACGCCUGGUUGCUUUCACCUUCCACCCUUUCGAGCCCUUUGCUAUUUCGGUGCAGCGGACUAAUGCAGAAUAUGUUGUAAACUUCCAUAUGAGACACAGCUGCACGUAGCACGCUUUCCCCUUAUGGUCGCCAUGGGCACUGAGUGUACGCAUUUUUUCAGAGGCACACCAAAGCUGAACAUUCAUGCUCUAGGAAACCAAACAGCUUUAGAGGAGUGAUGUGCAUCUCAUCUAACAGUGUGCGGCUUUGAUGCAUUGCCUGAGUACAGAUGAAGUCAUAGUUUUCCUCAUGUUUCUCAGACUUUCAGCCCUUCUGCCAUUCUCAAUAAGCAAACAGAUUAUAUUGCAAAUUACUCCUGCUCCAAUAAUGCCUCGCAUUGUUUUGUUUUUUAAAAAGAUUGGCAUUGCUACGUGAGCAAAAUACAACAGAGGAACCAUUUCCUUUUAACACCAAAGAUUUUAGUCUUUCCUUCUCUCCCUCUUCCCGCACUGCAGUCUUGUAACAGUGGGAUCAGAGUUCAUCGCUUCAGAGUAGAGGUGUAAAAUUUAUGGAAAUGUUAAAGCUCUGGAAAAAUGUAAUGUGUGUGUUGUUUUUCAGGGAGAGGGUGGCGUAAUUUUUGAGGACAUUUGAAAUAUAUGCAAUAUUUAUUUUCUUAUGAAACCCAAAUGUAUUUUUACUGCUUUAACAACAUAAAAUGCAUAAUUUGUAACUUGGCACACAAAAUUAUAUCAUGUGGCGUAUUUAUGAAAUUGAUAGGACAGCCCUAUGCAUAUUUACUCAGAAGUAUAUGUCCCACUCUUUAGUGAUGCUAACUCCCAGCUAAACAAAGCGUGGGAUUGCAGACUCAAAAGUAUAAAAAUGCCUUAGUUUUGUGCAAGCAAAGUUGCAAAUAUACCCAAUUCUAGAGAGAGAUGCAAACUGCUGUACAUGUAUCUUACUUUUUUGCCACCUGAGAAGUGGGGGGGGGGGGGAAUAAAAGUUGAAAAUAAGAACCACAAAUUUUGUAGUAAAGUAAACAAAAUAAAGUGUAUGGUCCUCUCAUGAAGAUAGCAGCACCCUCUAGGUGCAGAAAUGCUUCUGGAUUUGAGUGUUGUCAUUUAUCACUACAGUAUAUGUUAGGUUUGGACUACAACUCCCAUCAACCCUGACCAUUGCCAGUGCCAGCUAGGGGUGCUGAGAGUCUGAAGGCCCACAAAUUUCCCAUCCCUGCUGUAGAUUGGCUUACACAUAAAUAUUUAAAACCUUGCCUUAAAAAGCAUUUCAUCAAUUUUUUUUUAAAAAAAACACAUUUCAAUGGAGCUGCUUUUCAGGUUUCCUCAAAAUGUCCAUUUCUUCUGUGUGAAAAAAUAAGUUCUCAAGGGAGAAAAAAUCCCUGUUCUCCUUCUUCCCAUCCCACUCCAAUAUUUCCAUUCUCCCCCUUGUUUUUCCUCAGUCUUCACAUCUCUAGGGUCUUUCUACUCUAGUCAAGAAUUUAUUUGUUUUUCAGAAAGAAAGGAGAGAGAGAAGUUUGCUUUUUAUCUUCCUGCUACCCACGCUCUGUUCUCCCUUUGCCAUAAUGCUGCCUAAAUCUGCCCACCCAAAGGGAGUAAACAAGGAGUAUUCUCUUUGCAAGCCAGUUUGUGGUAUCCCCCCCCCACACAAUUAAAUAGUAUAUAAUAUUUUUGGAAGUAAAACAUUAAAGGAGAGGGACAUGCCUUGCGGUGCUGAGGUGGGAUUUAAUUUUGCAGAUAACUGGAAACGCAAAAGGUAGGCCUUUCCAUGUUGUUUCAGCUGCAUAGUGGCACAAAGGGAUGGCCUUGUUAACUUGCGCUGGUCACUGGAGACCACAGUACAGAUAUGGCCCAGCCUGAUCCAUUGGUCAAGACAAAGAGCCAUCUUCCCUCCAGCCACAUUGAAUGAUCGGCACAUUUUUGGACACCCACCCAAAAUUCACAGCUCCGUAAUUUAGGUCUCGGUCCAGCUGUCUGAGGAUCAGCUUGGUUGUAUCUUGUCAGUUCUCAUCAGGAAGGAAAGCCUUUAACAGAGUAUCUUUUGGGGGCAUUCCCAAUGGAGGGGAAAGCACUGUGCAUCUCAGUCUCUCAUUGCACUUUCCCACUGCUGUGAGUAGGUGCAACAACUGUGCACAUUUGGACCUUGGGAGCUCUGGGUGAAUUCCCAUGAGAUCUAAAUGAGCAUCACUGAGCAAUAUCUUAACUCUGACCUAGGAACUUGCCUUGUACCAAGUCAGACCAUUGGUCCACCUAGCCGAGUAUUGUCCACAGUGACAGACAGUGGUUCUGCUUGGUGUCAGGCAGGGUUCUCUCCCAGGCUGACCUGGAUAUGCUUUCAAUUGAACCUGGGACCUUCUGCAUGCUAAGGUGAUGCUCUGCCACUGAGCUACGACUCUUAUUUGCAAUAGGUUACUUUUUGCUGUCUUGGUCCUGGAAGGUCCUUUUGAGCAGGAUCACCUCCCUCGUUCACUGUUCGUUCAAUCUCGCUCUGUUCAGCCUGAAAGCUGUUUAGCUUUAGAAGAUUCUCUUUGCUUCUGUGGAACAAAGUGACUUGCAAUCGACAUCCUUGGGCCUUAGUUUCCGGAGACAAAGAAUGAAUGUGUCUAGCAUCCCUGUUUUCAGAAGCCCACAAGCCGGACCUGAGCACAACAGCACUCGGCAGUAUUCAGAGGCAUACUGCCUCCAGCGGCGGAGGUAGAACAUUUUGGCUAGCAACCAUUGAUAGAUUGAAAAGUGCUGCAAAUAAGACAUGGCAUAGCUCAGUUGGUAGAGCAUGAGACUCUUGAUCUCAAGGUCGUGGGUUCGAACCCCACAUUGAGCAAAAGAUUCCUGCAUUGCAGGGGGUUGGACUAGAUGACCCUUGUGGUGCCUUCCAACUCUGAUCCUGUGUUCACAGCUAUGAAGUAUUGGGAGUGUGUGCUAAAGGGAGGUGGGCAUCACAGUGCAGCAGGGCAGAGCCUAUCACUGUAUUAUCUGCAACAAUGUAUGUUCUUCCUCCCCUUUGAUGUUUUUAGGAAACCCAAACGGAUAAUAUUUACACCUGAUAUUUUUGUUUCCACCAGGGAUAGGGUGUGAAUUUGUUACCUGUGCAACGUUAAAAGCAAAAUAAACUGGAAUUCUAUUUUUGAAUACGG
This is a messenger RNA of Podarcis lilfordi (Lilford's wall lizard), 22418 nucleotides long. The record is from the annotation of a GenBank genome assembly. Lineage: Eukaryota; Metazoa; Chordata; Lepidosauria; Squamata; Lacertidae.